UUCACAUUCCAUGCAUAGCAGAGCUAUAGAGGCAGUUGGGAAGAGUGACUGCUGGAGGUUCAGUCUGCUCUGAGCUCUCAUUCUGUUAGCAACUAGCUCCAUACUGCAAGGAUAUAACACAGGCUGGCCCUAUAAGCUGCUCCGCACAUCUGCUAUGGUUUGGCUUUGGCAACAGAUCUGUGGGUCAGUGUAAAUUUUGGGGAGAGGAUUAUCCAGAAUUAUUUUGAGGAAACUCUUUAAAUCUUUUUUUGGGGGAUUAAUUUUUUUGGCUUUGUAAGUAAGAAUGAGGACGGCAGAGGACUCGUCUGGAACAGUUCUGCAUCGCCUGAUUCAGGAGCAGUUGAGGUAUGGCAACCUCAGUGAGAACCGCACAUUAUUAGCUAUUCAGCAACAGGCAUUGAGAGGUGGAGGUGGCAAUGGUAGCCCCAGGUCUUCCCUUGAAAGCCUUGAGCAAGAGGAGGUACAGAUGGCACCUUCAGCAAGACAGGAACCACAAGGUCAAGAGCAUCACUCUGACCAUUUCUAUUUGGAGAACCCCAUGUACAAAGUGCAAGAAUUUCAGCAUAAGGGUGAGGAGCUCCCAACUUAUGAAGAAGCUAAGGCUGCCCUCUCCCAGUACUAUGCAGCACAGAACAGUCAACAGGUAGAACAUGGUUCUCAUCAUCGACAGGACCAAUCCCUUAAAGAACUUAAGCAUGGCCAUGUCAGGUCUCUGAGUGAACGUCUACUGCAGAUGUCUCUGGAACGCAAUGGUGCCAAGCCACAAAACCUCAUGAGCUCUUCUCAUAGCUUUCCCCAGCUCUCUAGACAAUAUCAGCUAUCAGUGGCUCAUGGACAUCAGGAGGGGGUGCACUACAAUUCAGCUCCUCCAGAAUACCCAAGUUAUGGACACCAGGAUCAUAAUGUCAGUGGAUAUGUUCAAGAUCAGAGGCACUAUGGUGGGGAUCUUCCGCUUUACCAUCAGUCUGAAGUCAGGGCUGUGCAGGACCAGAACCUUAAUUAUGGACCUAUGGCAUCUUUUAAUAUAACGGGAUCACAUAUGGCUCGGAUGGAUGCUCUUUUGAGAGAAAAUGAAAAGUUACGAAUGGAGCUGGAAAGUUACAGUGAAAAAGCUGUUAGGAUACAAAAGCUGGAAACAGAAAUUCAACGCAUCUCUGAAGCCUAUGAAAGCCUUAUGAAGGCAUCUUCUAAGCGAGAGACCCUUGAGAGUGCUAUGAGGACCAAGAUGGAGGGGGAGAUGAGGCGCAUGCAGGAUUUCAAUCGUGAUCUUAGAGAACGCUUGGAGUCUGCUAACAAACAGCUAGCUCUUAAACGUGUGGAGCAAAGAGAUGACACCCAAGGAGCAGUUUCAAAGCUGAUUGCUCAAUGUCGUGAUCAGCAGCAAGAAAGAGAGAAGCUAGAGAAGGAGAUCAGUUUGCUACGCGGUGCCAAUGAGGAUCAGCGACGACGAGCUGAAUUGUUGGAGCAAGCCCUUAGCAAUGCACAGUCCAGAGCCGCACGUACUGAGGAUGAGCUGCGCAAGAAGCGAGCAUAUGUAGAGAAAGUAGAGAGGUUGCAGCAAGCAUUGAGCCAACUUCAGGCUGCCUGUGAGAAGAGGGAACAGCUUGAACUUCGCCUUCGAACCCGACUGGAACAGGAGUUGAAGACACUAAGAGCUCAGCAGAGGCAACCAACAGCACAGAAUGGAAACCUUUCCCCAGAACUCUCUGCCACAAUCCUCUCUGAGCAGUUGCGAGAGAAAGAAGAGAAAAUAUUAGCCCUUGAGGCCGAUAUGACCAAGUGGGAGCAGAAGUAUCUGGAAGAACGUACUAUGCGGCAGUUUGCUAUGGAUGCCGCAGCCACAGCGGCUGCUCAACGAGACACUACCAUUAUCAAUCAUUCACCUCGCCACUCGCCCAACAGCAGUUUUAAUGAGGACUUGUUGAUGGCCAGCCAUAGGCAUCAGGAGAUGGAGAAUAGAAUCAAGGCCCUCCAUGCUCAGAUACUGGAGAAAGAUGCAGUUAUAAAGGUUCUACAGCAACGAAAACCUUAUCAAGGCGCUCUCCGACCUGCCAAAUCUGUUCCUUCUAUUUUCACUCCAUCGGGGAUCAGCCAAACCCCACCCUCAAAUGAAAGAAUAACAGCCAGCACCCCCAUAGGAGCAACAGCCAACAAACCAAGCGAGCUGUCAUCAUUCGGCGUGCCUGUCUUACGUAUUCACUCCAAGCAUGGGAGCAAAGAUGGUUGUACCCAAACAGAAUGUGGCACACAGCAAAGCGUUAUGACUGAAUUGAUAAUGGAACGAAAUGCAGGCUCCUCAGUAGAAAUAUCAUCAAAAAAUUCCAACGCUUCUGAAAUGGUAGAGAUUCUUAUCUAGGUCUGUAUUUAACUGGACUAUCAUGUCAAUCUUGGAAGUGACGAAAACGAAAGAAAGUCUUAUAAUUUUGGAAAACCCAGAGGUCAAUCUCUCGCAGCAGGUCAAGAUAGUCCCCCCACCAAAGGAUCAAGGACUUGCACAGUAACAAUCACCCCAAUAAGUCGCCGAGCUGGGAGGAGGUGAUGGAAGCUACGAGCGUGAAGGGAUGUUCUCCGCCAGCCUGGAUUAAUAAACGUAAACAAUUAUUUCACGUUGAAAGGCUCUUAAAAAGACUGAGGUCGAGCAGAUUGGACAGCUGGUUUCGGAAUGCAGCUCACCUUAAUUCAGGCCUACCUUGAAAGAGAUGGACAUUCCGGGGUAGAAGAGUUCAUUUUUGGUUUUGUAAUGUCACAGGCCAACAACUCUUUGCUGCUAAAAAAAAUAGAAAAGGAAAAAAAAGCCCUGCAAUGAAAGUGUGUAGUGGUGAAGUGGUUAAAAGUUACCGGGACUCUUGUCCCAAGUAUUUUUCAUGUAAAUAUGUAUGUGUUUAUUUUUAUAAAUCUCUGUAUUUAUACAACUGAGAAAUGUCUCUCUCUGAACUGAUCACUUGCUGGUCAGAGGGAUUCAAUGUGCAUCAAAGGUUUUUAGAAUGCCUUUCUUAAUAAGCUCUUAGAUUCUGUGAUGUUUUAGUAACAAUAUGGUAUUUACUAAUAGAGCUAUAUAUAUCUAAAAAUUAGUGAGCCAAAUAUUAUUACUCCAACACAUCCAAACACUCUUAAGCGUUUUUCGUAAAAAAUUUUUUUCAAAAAAGGAUGUUUGGAUAGAAUAUUCGAUUUGGCCCCGUUGGAAGUAAUCUGCAGUUCAAUAGAACUGGAAAAAAAGUUUUACAUCUCAGCAAAUUUAGCCUAUAUUUUGCAUCUUGGCUCACCCACAUCUUGCUCUUUAGUGAAUAAGUCCCCUUUUAUAUUUAUUUUAUAUCCUAAAAUAUCGUACCCCUCUGUUCUUCUCGCUCUUACGUGACUGCCGUUGCCGGACAAUGGCAGAUCUUUUUGUUUCUCAGAUCAAUACAUGUGUGUUGUUUACAAAAUCUAAAAAUCAUUUAAAUAUUUUAUAGAGCAAUAACAAAAGAAGAAAUAAAAAAAAAAAAAAUUAAAAAAUUAUGGUCGCCCCUUUCCUAAUCCAUAUCUCUGCCAAAGGGAUGGGGGUCUCCAAAGCCUUCCCUUUGGCAGUGAAAGGAUUAUAAAUAUAAUAUAUAUAUUUCGGUAUUUUUAUUUCUAUCUCUGUGCUGUGAAAGUUCUAUUCCAAAGACGUAUGAAUCAGAAUUUUUUUUUUUUUUUUGAGUGUACUUAAGUUAUCGAAAGUAUUUAAAAAUGUAAGCGUGCCUGUUGUUUAUUAAUAUUAUUCUGCAAUAUUAUAUGCUGCCUGGAUGCCAACUGGUUCUGCUGUUGCAGACCAGAAUGUUGUUAUUUUAAAUACAAAACUAAAUAAAUUUGCAAAGAAAAAUA
This is a messenger RNA of Pelobates fuscus (common spadefoot toad), 3840 nucleotides long. RefSeq names its product angiomotin like 2 (gene AMOTL2). The record is from RefSeq and is a predicted model, not a curated record. The transcript is spliced from 10 exons. Gene Ontology annotation, cellular component: bicellular tight junction; cytoplasmic vesicle; plasma membrane. Bases 284 to 2356 code for a protein of 690 amino acids. Gene Ontology annotation, biological process: hippo signaling; regulation of cell migration; actin cytoskeleton organization. Lineage: Eukaryota; Metazoa; Chordata; Amphibia; Anura; Pelobatidae.